This is a messenger RNA of Dothidotthia symphoricarpi CBS 119687, 1243 nucleotides long. RefSeq lists its product as uncharacterized. The transcript has a single exon. The record is from RefSeq and is a predicted model, not a curated record. The coding region runs from base 287 to 958 and encodes 223 amino acids. NCBI's taxonomy places the organism in Eukaryota, Fungi, Ascomycota, Dothideomycetes, Pleosporales, Dothidotthiaceae.
AUCGGUCACACCACUGCCAUGGAUACAGUGCGAGUCGAAUCACCGUCACCACAGCCUCGCAAUUGGCAAUCCCCGGUACUGUAACGCGAGCGUGACGUUUAGAAUGCGGGGUUACUGCCCCCGAACGGUAGGAUGAAGUCACAUAAAGCUUAUUGACCCCUCACGAGAGCACGUCCACAGCUCGUCCCAGCCCAGCUAUAUACUGCUUGCAAAUCCUUAUUUACUGCUCAAUUGCAUCUCAUUGAUAUAUUCAUCAACAUUACAUUAUCAAAUACAGUUUGUGAACAUGGCAGCGAAAUACUCUCGCCGACCGAGCUACCUUGAAGCUCCCCUGUCCCCCUCGGCUGUCCCUGACUUGGCACUCCUGCCGCAGCCCCUUCCCGCAGAGACACUACCAUGCGGUCAGCUCGUCUCCAAAGGGUCGAAGCUCACUCCCACGACGCUCGAAGACCGUGACUACGACGACGUCGGUACACGUUGGUACAAGGAUGUCAUCUUCUUCAACUCGGACAACGGCCACUUCAUCGAGAGCUUUGGUGGAACACAUCUUCUGCAGAAGCCUCUUGGGAAAGGCAUGGAGGCUGGCACCAUCGAAGCGGAGGAGCAGCGCGUGAGGCUGCUCAAAGAUGCGGAUGCAGCGCUGCAGAAGGUGUGGCAGGAUGAGGAGGCUAAGAAGUGGAUCCAGGAGCAGGGUGAGGCUGGCUUUGUCGUCGCUUCUCGCCAGGUUUCCAACGCGAGCUACAAGCGUGCUCGGCUUGUCGAUGUUGGAAAUGGCAACUGGGAGGUCAUGCGCGAGGUUGGAGGAGAAGACAAGUCGGGCAAGAGACGGGAUUCAGGGCUUGAGUUUGUGAACACCAACAGCAAGUGGGAUGUAGUAGGUGUGGUCGUGAGGAAGAUUGUUGUCGAGGGCAACGAUGCGAAGCUGGGUGAGGAGCUGAGUGUAGAGUCCUGGAACUGAACGUACGACCAAAAUAUACACGUUCGCGAAUCCGUGUAGGAUGUCUGGGAUAUAUGAAGAGAAGAAGUUGGGGAAUUUAUCGCCAUGGGCUCACACAUAAAGCAUCACAAUCAAAAUAUAAGAAAUGUAUUUCAAUAGUUUUAUAUUCUAUUCUAUCCGCUACGUCUUCACAUCAUCAGGUAUUAUCUCAUUGUCGACGUGUUUCUCGCGUUACUAAUGCAUAUUUUUACACCUAUUCCUGAAAAUGCAUCGACUGCACUAAAGUAGGCGAUUAGUUACAGCCAU